Molecule: messenger RNA, 1589 nt
Organism: Purpureocillium takamizusanense
Lineage: Eukaryota; Fungi; Ascomycota; Sordariomycetes; Hypocreales; Ophiocordycipitaceae
Gene: sap49
Product: Spliceosome-associated protein 49
Exons: 3
Coding region: 185-1372 (395 amino acids)
Biological process (GO): positive regulation of mRNA splicing, via spliceosome
Cellular component (GO): nucleolus; U12-type spliceosomal complex
Molecular function (GO): RNA binding
Source: RefSeq, a predicted model, not a curated record
UCAACUUGCAAACGCACGACAACCACAAAUCUGCCUUCCGCAACGCUCCCUUUCCCACCUCCCCCCGUGCCCUCACCACAGCUCCGACUCGACACUCGUUCUUCUCUGCAUCUUGUCACGUUUCUCAUCAUUCGGCGUAGGAUCGCCAGCUUCACACUAACCACCGCGAAACCUCUCCGCCGUCAUGGCGCAGAACCGGCACUGGGAGCAGGACAAGGAGGCGACCGUCUACAUCGGGAACAUCGACGAGCGCGCCACCACGGCCAUGGUGUACGAGAUCAUGCUCCAGAUGGGCCCCAUCCACAACAUCCACAUGCCGCGCGACCGCGUCACGCAAAACCACCAGGGCUUCGGCUUCGUCGAGUUCCGCGGCCCCCAGGACGCCGAGUACGCGGCUCAGGUCAUGAACGGCAUCAAGCUCUACGGCAAACCCCUGCGCGUCAAUAAGGCCAGCGCCGACAAGCAAAAGGGCGCCGACGUGGGCGCCGAGCUCUUCGUCGGAAACCUCGACCACUUGGUCGACGAGAAGCUCCUCUACGACACCUUCUCGCGCUUCGGCCCCCUCCUCAGCCUCCCCAAGGUCGCCCGCGACGACAGCGGCAACAGCAAGGGCUUCGGCUUCAUCAGCUUCGCCGACUUUGACAGCAGCGACGCCGCCAUCGACAACCUCAGCGGUGUGUACCUCCUCAGCAAGGAGAUCUCGGUCCAGUAUGCCUUCAAGAAGGACGGCCGCGGUGAGCGCCACGGUGACAAGGCCGAGCGCCGGCUGGCGGCUCAGGCCAAGCUGCGCAACAUCGUCCCCGAGGCCCAGCCCAUUCCCCAGGCCUUCCUCCAGCAGCCCACCACCGGUGCAAAUGCCACGCCCACGGGCGCAGCUGCCCCGGGCACCACGCUUCCGCAUCCCCAGGGCCCUCCCCCAAGCUUCGACCCUUCGGCCGCCAGCGGUGGCAUGCCUCCUCCUGGCCCCGUCGGCAUUCCCCCUCAUGCGCCCCCCCCUCCGCACGCCAUGCCCGCCGGCUUCGCCCCGCCCCCUCAGCACCGCGGACCCUCGCCGUACGGUGCAGGCGGCCAGUUCCCGCCUCCUCCUGCGGUCGGCGCUCGUGGCUCUGCUGCUCCUCUGGGCCCUCCUCCCGCAGGCCUGCCCGCUCGCCCGCCCCAGAGUCCCGCCGGCUUCGCCAACCCUGCUGACUAUCACCCGGGCGGCGGCUUCCGCCCUCCCAACGGCUCGCCCGCCCAGCAGGGCUUCCCGGCGCCGCCCCCUGGCUUCCCCGGUCCGCCACCACCCGGCGCCACGAGCACGCCGCCCGCGGUGCCCCCCGGCUUCCAGCCUCCUCCCGGAUUUCAGCCCCCGCCUGGCUAUCCUCGUCGCUAAGCAGCGACCACGUCCAUGACGACGUCAACACGGCCGUGUGGCUUGUCCGCGGCCUAAGCGUUACAUCACGCCCUCGACACAGAAUCAACCCCUUCAUGUACAACUACUGUAAGAAAAACACUCAUUGUGGUUGUGGGCCAGAUGCGGCCAGGUAUCUUACAACGAGAGAGACGCACCUGCCCGGCCUAAAGAACAAUGACAGCCAAGCCCGUUUUUG